Polychytrium aggregatum is the source of this 2879-nucleotide messenger RNA. RefSeq lists its product as uncharacterized. The transcript is spliced from 3 exons. The record is from RefSeq and is a predicted model, not a curated record. The coding region runs from base 183 to 2825 and encodes 880 amino acids. Lineage: Eukaryota; Fungi; Chytridiomycota; Chytridiomycetes; Polychytriales.
CCAUUUCCACCCCUCCCCCGCUGGCAGAAACGGCCCCUUCCCCAUCUGCCGUCCGCCGUCCGCUUCUCUGGCACACCCGCACCGUUUUACCCACCCAUAGGCCCCCGAUCCCUGUUCUCUUCCCACCGACCCUGCUCUGUCCGCUCUCCGCCUCCCCCCUCCCUUGCCUUCCCCUCCCCAAAAUGCUUCCAUACAGCCAGAAACCAUCGUCGCAGGCAAGAGACCCUGCAUGGCCGUCGACACACUACCAGACCCUUCCCAACUCGUCCUCGCAGGUGCCGCGUCAGCUCGACCCGGCGUUCCUGUCGUCCGGCUACAGCUCCCAGUAUCAUACCAAUCCGCAUAGCCACACCCAACAGCAGCAGCAGCAGCAACAGCAGCACCAGCAGUCGCAACAGCCGCUGCCACAACAGCAUCAGCAGCACUAUCCGCCUGCCUACCAGAAUCUGUCGUCCAACUACCAUGCCACCACGGCCUUCCAGCCCGCCCAUGCCUCCGCCGUCUCCUCCUCCUCGAGAUCGCAUGUCGCUGCCCAUGUCGCCGCGCCAUCCGCAGGCGUCUCGGUCCACCAUUCGGCCUCGUCCCUGGAUAUACCCCUCUCGACGACGCAAUUCGUCAAUUCGCUGUCGCUGUCACAAUCGUCCUUCGAGCUGCCAACAUUUCCGCCGGCCCCCCAGCUCCCGAGUCCCUUCCGUGCCUCGAAUCCGUCCUAUUUCGCCGGCUCAAAGCCGCUCUCGAUCCAGACCACCCCGGAGCCCACCACCCUCCCGUCUCGCCUGUGGUCCCAUGGCGCCGUCGUCGGCGCUCAUCUGCCUACGACACUGUCGGCCUCUGGAGCGCACCAGCAUGCCAGCGCCUCGCAUUCCUUUGCCAGCCCCGUCGGCGGCCUCACCAGCAUAGCCAGCCUCAGCCAUCGUGCUCCAAGCCAUGAUCAGAUCACUUAUUCGGCCUCGCCCCAUGAUGAUGUCGAUCAAGCCCUCGGCUUCCUGCCCAAUACCGCUGCCAACCUGAACUCUGUCUAUUUCAAUUCCUCCGUCGAGCAUGUCAAAAAGUAUACAUCCCUCCAGGAGCCUGUCCGCGCCCUGGACAGCCGGCUGCGGACUCUGGUCAAUACCACCCUUCCCCAGAACGUCUGCACCGGCUACCUGCCCUCGCCCGCCCCCAUCGGCACCGGCUCGACCCUGCACGACCACUUUGACUCCUCGUACAGCUCGCUCUCCUACGAUGCUCUGCGCUCGCCAAACUCGAAUAUCCAAAGCCCGUGCGAACCCCACGGCAAAGCGCUCCCGCUCAGCCACCUGCCAGGUAGCACCUCCUCUUUCUUCCCCGACACCGUCGGCGCCAUGGACGACCCCGCUGCCAUGCGCGUCAGCGACAGCGUCAAGAGCCGCCGCAAGAACGGUACCCUCGAAAAGUCCGCGAGUUGCAAAAAAUGCAACAAGAACCUUGCCGUCCUGGUCCUCCAUGGCUCGUGGCCGUCGCUGGAAGUGCCCCACAAGAUCGAUAUUCUGUGUCUCCAAUGCGACGACUUUGUGCCCAGCCCGAGUUUCUCGCCGUCCGAGUCGUCGCUCGUCAGUCCCACGGGGGAAACUACUCGGAAGCGCAAGCAAAUCGACGAGGCACACCAGCCUGUGGACUGCGACGUCUGCAAGCGAAACGUCGGCCGUGGAGGCGUCCGAUGCAUCGAUUCUGGAUAUGAGCACCGUGAUGAGUGGGUCAAGCCUUCGUUUGGUACUGAGGUUGUUUGUGCUGCGUGCUCAGACAAAUACCGCUUUUGCACGGACUGCGGCGGCGGUGGCCACUGGCGCACCGGCAAAUGGCGCCCCGCUGAAAUGUUCUCCAAGGGCCGCCGCACAUGCUGCCUGAACCAUUUGCGGAUAGGCGACUCGACGGUCGAGAACCGGUUCUGGGUCACGCCGGUUGCAAGCUCAGAUGCACCUGAAAUCCUCGGCAUGGUCAAGGAGCUCUUUGGUCAGAUCGGUCUCUCCUGCCUUGGCCAGCCCCGCACCAUGGAGCGCUUUGAGCCCUUCGACACCUUUGCCAAGAUCCAGCACCGGAUUACCUACAUGUUUGAGCACGAGAUAACCCCGGUUCUCACCGUGCCCAUCCCCAACGUUGUGACGUUUUCCGGCGUGGCCUUCAUUCCCUCACCCAAACCGCGCAAGCACAAGCGCAAUCUGAGCCGCAAGAGCUGGAAUCCCGAUGCAGCUGUUGCCGCCGUUAGCCAAAUCGCUGGCGCCUUUUGCAUCGUGCGAUGGCGCCAAAUGGAAGGCACCCUCCAUCUGAGCCACCGAUUCGACCGCAAGCACGAAGACCCCCACGGCAUGAUGCUUUCGCUGCUCCAUGAGAUCACCAUGAUGACUGUCAAGGCCCAGACCGAUUCCGAGGCCCGAGGCGACCACUACCCGCCGUGCAAAUACGUUUGGUUCACUCGUCGCCGCCAGACCAAACUGCCCAACGACGGCAAGCCCUCGCACUCGCUGCCCCGCGAAAAGACCUUCAACGAGCACCGGCGCGACGGCGGCGGGCGAGUCGGCUACGACGAUGAGGCUCUGAACGAUCCCUACAUCGCCUCCUACUGCCGGCUGGGAUUCAAAGAGAUUUCCGAGUUUGAAAACGACCACCCCGAUGUGCGCCAGUUUGUGUUUAACGAUGAGUUCCGCUCGCCGGACAUUGGCUCACAGCUGGAUCUCUAUGUCAUGGAAAUGGCCCUGUUCCCUGCUGCCGUCAAGAAUGCCUACAAGAAGGACCUGGAGAAGAAGGAAAAGGCCCGUCGACGCGAGCAAAAGGAGCGGGCCAGCCAUGCAACCGCCGCCCACCCGUAGCCAUGUCCCGCUGCUCGCUGUCCUUCCGUCCCCGCCGUCUAUACUGUUCUCUCC